AUGGAGCAAUCAUAUGACAAGAUGAGUUGGAAGACUUUGGAGCUUGUUCUCAAACAUAUGGGUUUCCCUCCGAGGUUCACCUCUUGGGUGCUUAGUUGUGUCCAAAGUCCAAACUUCACAAUCCUUAUAAAUGGACAGUUAACGGAGGGGAUUACUAUAGAUUGUGGGUUUCGUCAUGUGUUCCCUUUGUCACCAUAUUUAUUCAUUCACUGUUAUGAGCUUUUGUCUGCCCACAUUCAUCAGAACUUCAAAGAGUUGGGUGAUCCAAUUUAUGGUGAGGGACCUCCUGUCUCCAACCUUCUUUAUGUUUACGAUAUUUUACUUUUUACAAGGGCCUCUAUUCCAAAUGUGAGGAAGAUUACAUCAAUUUUGAAGGACUAUUGCUCAUGGACCGGCCAAAGGGUAAAAAGGAGUAAAUCUGCUAUUCUUUUUAGCAAGAGGACCUCCUCUACUACUAGGUCCCGACUUGCAAACAUGACUGGUUGUAGGAUGGUGGAUGAGUUGGAUUAUCUUGGCAUUAAGUUGGAACUGAGAAGACAUGUGAAGAAGGACUUUGGUCCAUUGUUGCAACAAGCUCGAGCCAAGACCUUAUCAAGGGGAACUAGGCAUCUUUCCCUGGCAGGUAGAGUCACUUUGAUUAAUGCUACUUUACUUCCAUCAUUGGUUUAUUUGGUUACUCAUACUCUAGUAACAAAAUCUAUUUUCAAUGAUGAUGAGAGGUUAUGUAUAAGCUUUCUAUGGGAUUUUGAUGCUAAACAUAGGAGCAUUCAUUAUAUUGCUUGGGAAAGUGUUGUUAGAUCAAGAAGGUUGGGCAGUCUCUGGUUCCAUGCAAGUGCUGAAUGGAGAUGUGUGAAUAUGAAAUAUGGGAGCUGGCCAUGGAAUGCUGAGCUGAAGCAUGGUGCUUCGGCUGUUUGGAAGUUGAUCUGUGACGGGGCUAGCAGCUUAUGCUACUGCUUGCAUUGGAAGGUAUGUAAUGGCACGAAUGUUGAUGUUAUAAAUCAUGUAUGGAUUUGGGAUAGAGCCCUCUCGGUUUGGCCUAUAUUCCGUGACAUAGAAGCUAUUGAAGAUCUUAUGGUUGUAGACCUCAUUUUGUUGGAUGGGGUAUGGAAUGUGCAAAAGCUGCUUCUUUAUUUUGUAGAGAGUCUAGCUAUUCAAAUUAUGGAGAUUGAAAUUUGCAAGGACCUAAAUGAAGACUACUUUGUACUACUAAAAAGCCUACUUGGAUCCACUGUUUCAGCAAUUGUCUAUAACAGCAGAUUCCAGGAGGAUGACGGCACGAGCUAUGCAUUUUAUCAUAGCUGGAUGAAUAUGAAUUCGAUCAGGCAUGGCAAGGAGAGUUAUACGCCUGAUUUAUGGCAACAAGUGAACAUUGAUGGAGCUCUUCUUAGUUCUAAUGCUGGGGGAAUUGGCAUUGUUAUUUGGGACAGCAUGGGCAAGCUGAUUGUUGCAGUUGGUUGGAGUAUUUUCCAUUGGGAUAGUACCCAGGUUGAGAUGAUAUAA
Messenger RNA from Dendrobium catenatum, 1500 nucleotides. RefSeq lists its product as uncharacterized. Lineage: Eukaryota; Viridiplantae; Streptophyta; Magnoliopsida; Asparagales; Orchidaceae. The record is from RefSeq and is a predicted model, not a curated record. The transcript has 4 exons. Bases 1 to 1500 code for a protein of 499 amino acids.